UUCUCUUCGCUACCCCAAGAGCGAAGAGGGCUUCGCCAAGGGCUCUUCUAUCGCCUCCUCCCUCCUCCUCCUUUUCCUGCCGCGCUGCCGAUCGCGUAUCCGGCGUCGUCGCACCACCGACCAGAGAGAGCUUGAGAAAGUGAGGGGGAUCCAUCGAGUUAUGCAGUCAGAUCGGACGGAAAUCAGUUUGAGGCCUGGUGGCGGAAACCGAGGCGGCAGAAUCCUUGGCCCCCGGUUCGACUCCGCAGCUUCUGCCGGCGGCGCUUCUGAUCUCCCCGCCCUCCGUCCCCAUGGCGGCGCCGGCACCGCCCUCCCUUUCAAGAUUGGAGACUCAAGGUUUGAGAGUCGUGAACAUAUCCGUUACACAAGGGACCAACUUCUUCAAGUUCGUGAGGCUGUUCAGACACCAGAAGACAUUGUGAAAAUUAAACAGGAGAUUGAGGCCGAAUUAUUUCCUGAAGAUCAAACUUGGGGUCGGAGUGACUCUAAUUUGGCAAGUCAGUCACAGAGUCGUUAUUUUGAACCAGACGGUCGUGAUUGGCGUGGCCGGUCAGGACAACCUACCUCAUUUGGAAAUGAGAGGUCUUGGGAUUCAAUCCAUGAUAAUAAAGAAUCAAAUAUCUCGAUCUCAGGUUAUCAAGAAAUAAAGCAGUCAAAUAAGCAGGGGUCCCAGUUUCCUUCAAGUACUCAAGUUUCUUCAACCCAGGUAGGACCUACUCCUGCUCUAAUCAAGGCUGAAGUGCCAUGGUCUGCUCGAAGAGGCAAUCUCACUGACAAGGAUAGAGUUCUGAAAACAGUAAAAGGUAUAUUGAACAAGUUGACGCCAGAAAAAUUUGAUAUUCUCAAAGGCCAACUAAUCGAUGCUGGGAUCACAACGCCUGAUAUUCUAAAGGAUGUCAUUACUCUCAUAUUCGACAAAGCUGUCUUUGAGCCAACAUUCUGUCCCAUGUAUGCUCAACUGUGUUCUGAUCUCAAUGAAAAACUUCCUGUAUUUCCCCCUGAACAAGAAGGCGAGAAGGAGAUUACUUUCAAGCGUGUGCUCUUGAAUAAUUGCCAGGAGGCAUUUGAAGGUGCUGACAACCUGGAGGCUGAAGUGCGAAAGCUGACUGCUCCAGACCAAGAAAUGGAACGUAGGGAUAAAGAGAGAAUGGUGAAACUCCGUACCCUUGGCAACAUUCGCCUCAUAGGUGAGCUUUUGAAGCAGAAAAUGGUGCCAGAGAAAAUAGUUCAUCAUAUCGCUCAGAAGUUGUUGGGGCAUGAUGGCAAAACUUGUCCUGCUGAGGAAAAUGUUGAGGCCAUCUGCCAAUUAUUCAACACCAUAGGAAAGCAGUUGGAUGAGAGCCCCAAGUCUCGUCGUUUUAAUGAUGUCUAUUUUAGCCGGCUGAAGGAACUAACUUCCAAUCCUCAACUUGCACCACGUCUAAGAUUUAUGGUUCGUAAUGUGCUUGACCUGCGUUCAAACAACUGGGUCCCUCGUCGUGAAGAAGUAAAAGCCAAAACCAUUAGUGAAAUCCAUAGCGAGGCAGAAAAGAAUCUUGGGCUGCGCCCUGGUGCAACUGCAAGCAUGAGAAAUAGCCGUGAUGGUGGUUCUUUAGGGGGACUUAGCCCUACUGGAUUUCCUAACAACAGGCCUGGAACUGGUGGUAUGAUGCCUGGAAUGCCCGGGGCAAGGAAAAUGCCUGGAAUGUCGGGAUUAGAUGGAGACUUCUGGGAAGUUCCACGGAGCAAAUCUAUGCCCAGGGGUGAAGCUAAUCGUGCUCAUAGUUCUUUGGUUGCCAAGUCACCAGCCAUUAAUCCAAAGCUUUUACCUCAAGGUAGUGGUAGCCUUAUUGCUGGCAGAACUAGUGCAUUGCUGCAAGGCAGUGGUCCGCCAUCUCGUUCGACUCUUGCUACAGGCAUGGGAGACUCCCCAUCUCAAAACCUCGUGCCCCUGAGGCCUGCUGCUCAAAUGCCACCACCAGCAAUUCCAGAGAAGUUAGUGGCAAAACCCAAAUUUAAUCCUAAUGAGCUACACAAGAAGACUGUCGCUCUUCUGGAGGAGUAUUUUCACAUCCGCAUUCUAGAUGAAGCACUUCAAUGUGUAGAAGAACUGAAGAGCCCUGAGUAUCAUCCUGAGGUGGUCAAGGAAGCCAUCAAUAUAGCUCUCGACAAGGGUGUCUCAUGCCUGGAACCUCUAGUGAAUCUUUUGGAGUAUUUGCUGGUCAAGAAGGUUUUCACUCCAAGGGAUUUGGGGACAGGUUGUUUGCUUUAUGGGGCCAUGCUGGAUGACAUCAGCAUCGAUUUGCCGAAAGCACCGACUUACUUCGGUGAAGUGGUUGGCAAACUGGUUCUCAUCGGCGGUGUUGAUUUCAAGGUGGUGGAGGAAAUCCUCAAGAAGGUAGAGGAAGCCAGUUUCCAGUCAGCAGUAUUUGAUGCUGUGAUGAGAGUCAUCAAAUCAGGUCCAAAUGGUGAGGCAGUGUUGGGAACACAAGCAGCAGAAAUCAAGGCCUGUGAGAAGCUGGUAAAUUGAGGAUGUCAUAAUGGCUUCUGCUAAGGUUAUUUUCUUUCACAUUCUGUACCUCUAAUAGAAUAAGUUGUUUGGUACCUUUCUUUUCCCUUUCCCACUUUUAAUUCUGUUCCAUGUUCUUUUGUAUGAGAUGAGGAACAUAUAAUACAAUUGUUCUAAGGGGAUUUGUGAGCAGCAAAAUUAAGCCUGACUUGUGCAUUGUUGCUGGAUUAUGUUAAAUCUUUACUAAAGGACAAAUGAUGUGUAAUUUUGUUUUAA
This is a messenger RNA of Musa acuminata subsp. malaccensis (wild Malaysian banana), 2764 nucleotides long. Its product is annotated as eukaryotic translation initiation factor. Lineage: Eukaryota; Viridiplantae; Streptophyta; Magnoliopsida; Zingiberales; Musaceae. Gene Ontology annotation, cellular component: eukaryotic translation initiation factor 4F complex. Gene Ontology annotation, molecular function: mRNA binding; translation initiation factor activity; protein binding. The record is from RefSeq and is a predicted model, not a curated record.